CAGGAGCGGCCGCCGCUAGCUGCGCCCUGCCCGGGACGGACGCCGGGCCGCCCCGUCACGUGCGCCCAAGUCCUCGGCCGGCCGGGGCAGCGCCGUUCCCAUGGUUCAAGGCUGUUGAUGGAGAAGGGGGCGGAUGACAGCCGGGACGGUGGUCAUCACUGGGGGCAUCUUGGCGACUGUGAUCCUGCUCUGUAUCAUCGCUGUUCUGUGCUACUGCCGGCUCCAGUACUACUGCUGCAAGGAAGACUCGGAGGAGGACGAGGAGGAGCCUGACUUCGCCGUGCACUCGAACCCGCCCCCGCUGCCCUGCGGCCGCAGCCUGGUGCUCACCAACGGGCCGGCGCUCUACCCAGCCGCCUCCACCUCCUUCAGCCAGAAGACCCCGCAGGCCCGCACCCUCUGCCGCAGCUGCUCCCACUACGAGCCGCCCGCCUUCUUCCUGCAGGAGCCGGAGGACGAGGAGGUGCGCAACGGCGGCGAGCGCGUGGCCUGCCAGAGCGCCAGCCGGGAGGACGCGGAGCCGCCGCCCGGGGGCUUCGGGGGCCUGCAGGCGCUCAACCCCAACCGCCUCUCGGCCAUGCGGGAGGCCUUCUCCCGGAGCCGCAGUGUCAGCACCGACGUCUGAGCGGCCCCGCCCGCCCGCCGGGCCCCCAGACCAUGGUGGGGCCCCCGGGACGCGCCGGCCUGGCCCCGGGCCAGGACCAGGGCUCGGCCCGGCCCUCCGCGCCUCCCUGUCCCCACGGGGGCCGGCCCGGGAGCUCCGCGGCUCACUGCAGGGGUAGCGCCCAGUGAGCACAGGGUGGCCCCCUGGGGUAGGGGUCGCAGGGCCUGGGCUCGAAGGCAGGCGGGCACAGGUGGGCUCCCAGGCGUCAGUCCGCAGGGCAAGGCAGGGCUCUGGGGCCUCAACGCCAGGCUCCUGACGCUGAAGCUGCCGUCCAGCAAAGCUGCAGGGGAAGUGGCCUCCGUCUCAGCCCCGGCAACUUGGCCAUCGCUGGCUGUGAGGCCCGGCCCUGGCCCCCUCCCUGGGCCUCAGCCGCGAUGCCACGGGCCCCGACCAUAGCGCAAGCCCUCCCUGGCGAUCUCGCAGACCAAGGAUUCAGUUCCAGAAUGGAGGGGGGAGGGGCACCCCACCCUCCCGCUCCCGCGCACAUCCUUGGCCUCAGGUGCCAAGCUGCCGAGGCGCGCUGUGGGCUGGCCUUCCUGCAGAUGUCCUAGACGAGUUUCAGGGGCACCCUGGCCCUCGGGUUUCACAGCCCCCACUGGCUUUUUGGUGAAAGAGGGAGGCACAGAGGGAGGAGGAGGCCACGGGACAACCACCUGCCGCAGGAGAGUCCGCGCGGCCCCAUUCCGAAGCCCAGGUGUGGCGGGAUGGACAGCGCGGGGAUCAGGACCUAACAGACCCACGUUCUCCCCAUGAGGCCUGCAACAGGCCCUCCCACCCCCCGGGCCUCAGCAUCCAGAGCCCUUCAAGCAACCUGGUCCCCAGGGGAGACCGACCCAACCUCUCCCACCGGCCGUUUCCCAGGAGGAUGUGGGAGCAGGCCCCCGGCGCCCGCUCUCACUCCACGUAAGACCUCGGCUGAGCCCGCCCCCCACCAAGCUCGCAGCAGGGCCGAGGGCUCCCUGGGAGCCCCCUCUCCAGCUCCCCCCCUCUGCUGGGGAAGUGAUGCUCAAUGGCCACCCCAGAGAAGUGACCCGGCCAGGGGAACGCAGCUCCCCCACCGGCCAGAGGCGGUAUCUCCUCCUGCACAGCAGGGCCCCGGGGGUAGUUGAGCUGCUUGCUGCCCGCCAGGCGCUGGGCUAAGCCACCUUCCUAAAAGACAAAGCAGCCUUUGACGGUCCCUGAGCCGAGGACAGCUGAGCACCUGCCUCUCUCCGAAUGCCCCAGAGUCGUCUGGACGUGAGCAGAGUUAGGGUGGACUUACUAUUUUCAGCUUUCUCCGUUACGUUCUCCUUCCUCUCGCCUCCCGCCUCGGUUUGGACGCGCUAAUGGAACCCAGGCCCAGCCUCCCGCAGCCCCAGCUCUCGCCUUUGUGGAACCCCAUGAGUUGUUUUGCGCAUUUGCUUGGGGGGGGUGGGCUGGGGUGGGGGGCGAGCACCAGGAGGUGGCACUUCCUGUAGCUGUUCUGUUCCGGUUUCCUGUUUCCUUCUCUGGUCUCUGUUCUCUGUAUAGAUCCAUAGAUCCACUUAAAACGAGACGAGCACCCAUCCCUGUGCGUUCACGCAGCUGCCCUGUGGGGACCCGCGGGGAGCUACAUGCUCCCUGAGAAAAGAGAAAGCCAAUAAAACUCUCCAGCACCACCGUC
Messenger RNA from Hyaena hyaena (striped hyena), 2306 nucleotides. It is a transcript of the gene FAM163B, whose product is annotated as family with sequence similarity 163 member B. The record is from RefSeq and is a predicted model, not a curated record. Lineage: Eukaryota; Metazoa; Chordata; Mammalia; Carnivora; Hyaenidae. The transcript is spliced from 3 exons. The coding region runs from base 134 to 625 and encodes 163 amino acids.